Rotaria sp. Silwood2 is the source of this 267-nucleotide messenger RNA. NCBI's taxonomy places the organism in Eukaryota, Metazoa, Rotifera, Eurotatoria, Philodinida, Philodinidae. The record is from the annotation of a GenBank genome assembly.
AUGGGAGCCUUCACACCACGUGAUGUUUGUAAAAUGAGCGAGAGUCCUCUUCAAUUAUUUGAUGAUCAAGGAAAACGUAGUAUGAAUGAUAUUGGUACACCAAAUUAUAUAGAAGGAAAUCUUAGUAAUAAACGUUUUACAACUUUGACUCUUACGGUGUUUGAUCAAGAUAAUUCUCGACUCGGACCUGUUCUUAUUUUCAAAGGUAAAGGCCAAAUGUCGUCAAGAGAGAAGAGCCAAUACCCAGUGAAAAAUUUUAGGGAUUAA